UCGACCAGGGCAAAUGCACCCUCCUCCUCGAACGAGAGCAGCAAAGAGUGAAUCAAAGUCGGACUGCGCCCUCAACGACAAAAUGAUCUGAUCUUCGGGGCCGUUGAUUUGACUGGAAUUUCGCCCGCACCGCCGACUGCCGACAAAGCCCAGACAUGCAGCCGCCACCACGCAAGGGCAGCUAUGCCAAAUUUCUCAAGAGUUUGCAUACGGAGCAGAUUAACAAGCUGCAGGUGAAGAAUCAGUACGAGUGCGAGUUGUUGGAUGACAUAAGGAACUUCACAAAGCAGCGAUCCGCAAUUGAGAAAUCGUACUCAGAGGCACUUCUAAAAUUGGCGACUGUUUAUCUGAACAAGAAAAUUCCUGACAUUCCCGACAUAAAAUUAGAGGGUGGCGAGGAAAGAUGGAAUAUGUGGAAUGUGUGGCGAACGGUGCUAGAGGAGAACGAAAAAUUAGCCAAGGCAAGAUUAGCCGCCGUGGAGGUUUUCCAGCAGGUCAUUUCAGACGACGCAAAAGUCCUGCGUGCCCACAAAGUGGGAAAUGCCAAAAAGUGCAUGGAGCAACUCGGGACGAUUCAGAAAGAGGUUCAGAAUACCGUGCAGGACGUGGAUCGACACAAGAAGUUGUACUUUGACGAGGAGUAUUCGGCGCACGACGUGCGCGACAAGGCAAAGGACAUCGAGGAAAAGUUGAAAAAGAAGAAGGGCUCGUUUUUCACAUCGAUCACGUCACUGCAGAAAAAUAGCGCCAAGCUCACUUCCAAACGCGAAAUCAUGGACUCAAGAUCGACCGGAGCCAGAAACGACUACCUGCUCAGCCUGUCCGCAGCUAAUGCUCAUCAGACGCGGUACUUUGUGGUGGAUUUGCAGAGCACCAUGCAGACAAUGGAAAGUGGUGUUUUUGAAAGGGUACAGGAAUAUUUGACCUUGAUUGGUCGGAUGGAGCUCCUGACGUGCUCGGCCACACAAACGUCUUUCACCCGCAUCAGGGACCAGGCCAACAAACUCACCAGAGACUACAACAUGCAGUGCUGCUACCUCUUCUUCCCAGUGUUGAAGCAACACAUUCAGUAUGAGUACGAGCCUUGCUGCAAUGACCCGAUCGACAAGAUUACAGUGCCUGACCCUACCAGCGUCACCGCGGCGGCCGUCACCAAGGAGGCCAAGCGCCUAGCCAACAAAAUUGGCCGCGAGUCCAUCAGCAUCCGCGAGAACACGAAAAAAUUGAGUCAUCUGCAAGUACUCAGGGAUUCGGGCCAAAAGACUGACCCCAAUGACCCCAACGGGCCCGACCUCGAAUCCAAAAUCGAAGAUCUCAAACUGAGCAUCCGCCGGUCAGAGACCUCCAAAAUCAAGGCCGAGGCGCGAAUUAACUGUUUAAAAGAUGGUGGAGUAAACGUUGAUGAAUUCUUGCAAGAUGUGGAAAGCCUAAGCACACUUGAGCUGCCAAGAUCAGCCUCAGCUCUUUCCGUACACACCGACGCCUCUGGAGAGGCUCAAGGAGCAAGUUCAGAUUCCUUCUACGACGACUCUGAUUAUGGUGAAGCUGACACGGCCGUCAUCGCUGAGCGACCUUCCACUGCUGAAAUUGAUGAAAGAGAGGCCCAAGAGGCGGCUGAGGUUGAGGCCAUGAUGGAAGCCGAGAGAGCCAAAAUUGAGCAGAUGACGGCCGCCUGGGACGACCCAACCAGCAUCGACUGGGGACACGAGGAUUUGACUGGCGGCCCAGCUCCUCCGGAAGCUGAAGUUGAGGAAGUGGCCUACAGAUGCAUUGCCCUAUACAACUACACCGCACAAAACCCCGAUGAGCUGAGCAUUGUGGAAAAUGAAACUCUUGAAGUCCUAGCAGGGGCGGAUUAUGACGCUGGAGAGGGUUGGUUAAGGGCGAGAAACUCCAGAGGUGAUCAAGGAUUUGUACCUCAAAAUUAUUUGGAUUAUCCGCAAGACCAGCAGCCUGCAGACGCAAUGGUUGAACAGUCGCCACAAGAGGCGCCGGGCAUUUCAUUCUCGUCCGUCGAUUACACGGUCGAGGCGGAAGAGAUGGAAAUUCAGCAGCACGCUCAGUACCAAGAGCCUCCUCAAAUGGACGCUCCCCCAGCUCCUCCGCCACAACAGAUGAGAGGCGAAAUUCCUGCUCCGCUUAACUUGCAAAACGGUGAUCAGCACGAAUAUUGCGUGGCGAUGUACGACUACGAGGCUACUUGCGACGAGGAAUUGACUUUCGAAGAAGGCACCGUACUCAGAGUCCUCCGGAAAAACGUUCACUCCGUCGACGACGGCUGGUGGGAGGGUGAAAUGAUGACCGAGGAGGGAAACUCAGUGAUCGGACUCUUCCCCUCGCUGGUCAUUGCAGAAUGUGGUCCUGACGGAGAACCACUUUCAACCGAGGAGGGUGACAGUCCGCCCAUGUCGGCGCCGCCGGUGUUCACGCCGCCGGAUGUGCCUCCGUUCCUGCUGCCACCAGAGGAUGUGAUCAUCACGCAGCCGACGCCAGAAAUUGAGCACCACAAAGUGGUGCCUGAAUUGUGCAAUGAGACAAUAGAAGAGGAGCAGGAGGAAGAAGAAUUCUCGAUUAAACUGAACAGAGGCCAACAUCAACAUUACAAGACCCAGUUCUCGCAAGACUCAGCCAACACAGAGGUAGAAAACAAAGUGGGCAUUCCAGACAUAUGCAUUGAGCUACACGGAGAGGAUGAAAUGGCUGACGACGAAGAAGGCGAUGAGAAGGAUGAUUCCGGACUCGGUGCUCAAAUUGUCAUUACGGCAGCCACCCCAAUGACUGAGGAACCAGACCAACCCUUCCCCCCACCACCAGAGGAAGAUGACACGCCUGCCGACGAAGUGAGCACCUCCGAGCCGGCCACCACCGAGAUUGAAGUGACCCUGAAGGAAACCGAGGAUGAAGACGCCUCCUCGUCAGCAACCACCACCCCGCCCCAGCACAUCAUUCCCGACGAGCUGGAACUGCAGCAACUGGCAAAGCUCAGCAGUUUAAAGGAGUCGGACGCGUAAGGAUCGGUUCGAUAAGAAUUAAAAUAAUGGAAACUCACACACCGUAGAAGAUCGAGAGCACUAAGUAUUCAAUGUUAGAAGCAGCAAUAAGAUUGACAUAAUGUACAUAUUAUGAGAAAAGCAGAGAGAUGAAAUUAUUAUUCGACGUUACGGAAACACUACUCUUCUUAUACCCCCUUAGGUCCAAUGCCAAACUUGCCACUCUCACACACGUUAACUUGGUUAUACAAGCAAGGAUAUUGUGACAAAGCAAAUGCGUUUUUUACUGUCUGUUUCACAAAAAUGCCUCCUCCUCUCUUCCGUAUACAACUCCUGAGUAGGCUAUCCUCCUCCUUGAGUAUAAAACUAAGUAUUUGAUUGAACGAGCAAAGUGCUAAGAGUAUUAUUCAAUCACUUGCUGUAAGUGAAUUAAUAGCUGAAUGCUGCCACAGCUCAUAAAAAAUUAAACGCGCAUUGAAAAGAAAAAAAAAUAACUCAAUAGAUUCAUGGUGACCAGCAGGACGGUUUAAAGAGUUCUGCAAUAAUUGCAGCUUUGCUCACGCAAACAGUGCAUUUGAAGGGUCGGGAGAGCGGCCUACGGUUGAAAUUAAUUUGAAAGGACCACCAAUUAGCAAAAAAUGAUGUUCUCAAAGGAGCAUUUUGGGAUUUUAUUUGAUCCCAGCGGGGCGAAUUUUCUUUGAAUCAUGAGAAGGUUAAUUUAAGGUAGAGGAAGUUUUUCUAUUUCUCAAUGUAUAGUUUGGAAUCCAAUCCGUUAGUGAGACUCUUGAUCAUUUCAUUAAAUUCUGUGAAAUUCAGAAAGCGUGUUUAAAACAGUCGAAAAGAACUAAAAAAACAGAUAAAAAUAUUGACAGGUUUAAUUGUAAGAGGUAGAAAAUUAUCGCGGAGCCAUAUCCAAAAACAAAAAUCUACUCCCAGUUAAAGAAAUUUAUAGAAGUUGGGCGAAUGAGAAGAAACUUGACUUUUUGGUGCUAAAUAAGAUGCGCCGGUAUUUAAAAACUUGGAAGAUCACCCUUUUAUGAAUUCAUUUUGAAACAUGGUCACCACCCGUUGACUCGAUAUUUAGGGAAACGCGAAAGUGCGCGAACUUAUGUUGUCUGUCAAACACGCAGUGUUCCUUUGCGUAUUUUCCUCAAACAUUCACCAAAGAGCGAUUGUAUUUCGUGGUUGGACUUUUAGGUUCGGCGAUAAACCAAGACGGCAGGCGAAAUGCUUCACACUAAACCUUAAUCUCUAUGCCUUGUAGGUGUACGUACUGAAAUAUUAUGGGAAUAAUUGUUGCAUCAAAUCACAAAAUAUUCAUGGAUUACUCUUGACAAACCAAAACUUUUGGCAUUUAAGUUCCUAGCACGUUUUUGUUGGACUUGAAUAGUGUUGGGCAAAAUAUACAAAAAUAUCACUAAAUUUCAUUAUUCGCGAAUAUAUUGCAAAUUGAUACAUACUAUCUGUAUAUUUCAGGAAAAAUUAAAAUGUAUAGAAAUGAAUAAUGAAUAUACAGAUGACAUAACUAAAAUAAUUGUUGAGCCAUCAAAUAUGAAAGUAUAUUGUUUGUUGUACUGUAAAUACUCCCCGCCCGCCAAGUGGUGUAAAAAUUGUGCUAGGUAUGUGUGCGUCUAAAAAUCAUAUGCUCUUGUAGCUAAACCCCACCUUUUACUGCACAAUUUUCAACGAUAUACUCGAUUAAAAUACUGACAAUGAGAAAAAAUACGAUCGUUUGAUCAAAUUGUUAUCCUAAACCCUUCGAGACGUAAUUUCUGUUUGCGUCAUUCCUCUCCUAGUGAGUGUGAAAUUUAUGAGAUUUCAAAAACUAUAUUUAACUACAAAUUAUUGUGUUGGCGUGUAAAUUUUUUCCCAACCAAACAUUAUAAUCAGUUAAAUUCUUAUUAUAGUUUGUGAUAUUUGGAUUUUCAUUUGACGCCAUUUGACGCAGCUAGUAGGAAAAAGUAAUGUGCUUGAAAGCGCCGUAGUUCCAAGAAACUGUAACACUCAUUAUUAGUUGGUAUAAAAAACGAUAGUUACAUUCAACAUGCAUAAUUGUGAGAGAAUCAAUGGCAGAUCUUUUGGCAAUAAAAUUUACAUUAACUCUCAUCAACUGUUUUUAUUUUGUAAAAAUAUGGCAAAUAGUAAAUUCUAAAUAAAUAUAUCUGAAGAACAUAUU
This is a messenger RNA of Neocloeon triangulifer, 5166 nucleotides long. It is a transcript of the gene nwk, whose product is annotated as protein nervous wreck. The transcript has 20 exons. Gene Ontology annotation, cellular component: neuromuscular junction; recycling endosome. Lineage: Eukaryota; Metazoa; Arthropoda; Insecta; Ephemeroptera; Baetidae. Gene Ontology annotation, molecular function: protein binding. The coding region runs from base 156 to 3011 and encodes 951 amino acids. Gene Ontology annotation, biological process: neuromuscular synaptic transmission; regulation of actin filament polymerization. The record is from RefSeq and is a predicted model, not a curated record.